UUUCCCUGCCCCCUCCCUCCCUCCCUCCCUCCCUGCCAGCCCCCACAGCACCCUCCUCUCGGUCGCGCACAUUCCCCGCACCGCCAAGCCUGUGGGAGCCACGCAGCGAGCCGCAUAAGCCGUCGGCGCGACCAUCGGACAACAUGGCUUCUGGCGUCACAGUCAACGAUGAAGUCAUCAAGGUCUUCAAUGACAUGAAAGUGCGGAAGUCGUCUUCCUCUGACGAAAUAAAGAAGCGUAAGAAGGCAGUUCUCUUUUGCCUGAGCGAUGACAAAAAGAAGAUCAUCGUGGAAGAGGGCAAGCAGAUCCUGGUCGGGGAUAUUGGCGAGUCUGUUGAUGAUCCUUACGCUUGUUUUGUAAAGCUCCUACCUCUGAAUGACUGCCGGUACGGCCUGUAUGAUGCCACAUAUGAAACGAAGGAAUCCAAGAAAGAAGACUUGGUAUUUAUAUUUUGGGCCCCUGAAGGAGCCCCUCUAAAAAGUAAAAUGAUAUAUGCCAGCUCUAAAGAUGCCAUCAAAAAGAAGUUCACAGGUAUCAAACAUGAAUGGCAAGUCAAUGGUUUAGAUGACAUUCAAGACCGCUCCACACUGGCAGACAAGUUGGGUGGCAGUAUGGUGGUAUCAUUGGAAGGGAGGCCCUUGUAAACUGAAAGACACGUGCCAUUUGCAUCCCGUCGUCCCUCUUAGCAGCAUUGUCUGUACCCUAUGGUCUUCUUGGAACAGUUAUAGUAUUUCCACCCCAAAUGAAGGAGGUCUCACUAACUUAUAUAAAACACUUGUUUUUGUCUACCAGUAGUUGACUUUUUCUGGUUUUCUGGUAGCUUUCUUAAAAGAUCUUGACUCAUGUCAAGGAAUAUUUUCAUUUCUAGUGUUUUGCCAAACAAAAGUAAGCCACAAUCGAAGAAGAAUGCUGAUAUCCCAACAUAUAAAAACGCAUCGCUCACAACUAUUGCCAUAAAUAUAAAGUUGUGUAACUUACAGCUAAGAGGUUUCUUUCAAAUGCCUUGACAAUUGUGUGCACUGUUCUGGUGCUAGCCAAUAUCCAAUAUAAACAAUUUGCACUCGGCCGAAUUUUUCCGUGAGGCUUAUGUGUAACUGUUUAGUCUUGUUGACAGAGGUUUUUGACAAGGAAAAUGAUGUUUUACACUAUGCAUUCAAAAGCACUUUUUGUAAUUGUAUUUUUUUAAAUGCUUCAAGUUCAAGAAGGAAUAGAGAAAGGAAUGCCUACUGAACUUCUGUAUUUGUGUCAUUUAUGAAUUGACAUUACCUCAGUUUUCAUUCCUAUUGUGCACACGUAAAUGGAAAGAAGUGUGUUGUUGCUCUGUGGCCUUCUUGUGUUUAUCCGAAUGUACAGUACAAUCGCAGAAUAAAGAGACUCGGUGACACUAAAAAUGAAAUCUACACAAUCAGUCAACUUGGCGUUAGUGUGAUUGGAGCCUUAAAUUAUGUGUUUUUUUAAAUCAGCAAAGUUUCUACUUUGCAAUAAAACCUUGUGGCUGAUA
Messenger RNA from Paramormyrops kingsleyae, 1501 nucleotides. RefSeq names its product cofilin 2 (muscle) (gene cfl2). Gene Ontology annotation, molecular function: actin binding. The record is from RefSeq and is a predicted model, not a curated record. Gene Ontology annotation, cellular component: actin cytoskeleton. Lineage: Eukaryota; Metazoa; Chordata; Actinopteri; Osteoglossiformes; Mormyridae. Gene Ontology annotation, biological process: actin filament depolymerization.